AUGGUGCGACAUUUCGACUUGGUGGAGGCUUCACAACGGGUGUUAGCCUUUGAUACCCUAGCACAGGUCUCCUACAAAGCUGAAGCGAAACAAAAUCUACAGAGAUUACUUGGUGACCAAGGCAUAUCACGUGUGAUGGAAGCCUUUGCUGGAUCGUUAUCCAGCGGACCAAUUGAACUUCGUGUUCGACAUCUUGACGCAUUAGCGACUCUUUUCGAGCAUGGUGACGAUGCGUUGUUGGCGCAGUGGUUCUCCUAUUUGGGCUCUCCAAUGCCAUCCGUGCUGUUAAGCCUUGUGCAAAAGCCGUUUCCAGAUCUUCGUCUUGCAUCACUUCGCACGUUUGCCUCCCUACUGGCACAUCCUUUCGCUCUGCAGAUAUUUCUUGGUUUGUCAGGCUUUCUCGACUGGCUACUGGACCAGUCCACUGAACACGAAUGGGAAGCUGGUCGUCUGAAAGCGGACAUAAUCCGGGCUCUGAUCGCUAGUAAUUCUCCACAUAUCGAUGCUCCGCUGAAAUUGAGAAUGAAGGCAUAUUUCGUGGCACCUAGGAAAGAUCCCGAGGUGGAGAUGAUGCUGUAG
Molecule: messenger RNA, 579 nt
Organism: Cooperia oncophora
Lineage: Eukaryota; Metazoa; Nematoda; Chromadorea; Rhabditida; Trichostrongylidae
Source: the annotation of a GenBank genome assembly